Amphibalanus amphitrite is the source of this 2531-nucleotide messenger RNA. RefSeq names its product FACT complex subunit Ssrp1-like. Gene Ontology annotation, cellular component: nucleus; FACT complex. The transcript has 2 exons. The record is from RefSeq and is a predicted model, not a curated record. Bases 283 to 2418 code for a protein of 711 amino acids. Lineage: Eukaryota; Metazoa; Arthropoda; Thecostraca; Balanomorpha; Balanidae. Gene Ontology annotation, molecular function: DNA binding; nucleosome binding; histone binding.
GCUCCCGCGCUCGUGCGCUGCGACCGCUGCGACCCGUGAAAGUCAUUUUACAGUAUUUUACAUUUAUUUACAUUUUCGGAGAGAUAUUGGUUUUUUGCUGAAAGAGAUUUCUAACAAAAGGCAAGUGUUAAGAUUGUGUGCAUUUCAAUUUUUAGGCUAGUUUGGGACGUCGUGUCCUUCACUGCUGUCUGCUUUUAAAGUUGACGAAAGCCGGCCAUUCCUGUGGAGGAAGCUGCUUGUGUUGAAGAAAGUUUGUUCUCCAGGCAAACUUUGUGAGCUACCAUGGAUUUCCUGGAGUACAAUGAUGCUCUGUAUGAACAAAGAGGUGCCAUGAUGGCCGGAAAACUCCGUGUCACUGACAGUGAUGUCGUAUUCAAGUAUCGGAAAUCAGGUAAAACAGAGCAGUUUCCUGGCAAAGAAAUUGACCUCCUGAACUGGCAAAGGAUGAGUGGUGACUGGGCGCUGCGGAUAUUUCUAAAAAACGGCGACCUGCAUCGGUUCGGUGGAUUCAAAGAUACAGACCAGGAGAAAAUCGCAAAGUUUUUCAAACAAAACUUUGGCAAAGAAUUGGCGACAAAGCAGCUGAGCCUCAAGGGCUGGAACUGGGGCGCUGCUGUUUUCAAAGGCAACACGCUAAGCUUUGAUGUGGAUGACACGACUGCGUUCGAGUUUCCACUCGGCUACGUGUCUGGCUGCACACCAGGCAAGACGGAAGUGACGCUCGAGUUCCACACCAGCGACGACGCGGCUGUCAGCCUGAUGGAAAUGCGCUUCCACCUGCCGGCGACUGCAGAGAACCCGGACCCGACCGAGGCGUUCCACGACCAGGUGAUGAAGAAGGCCAGCGUGGUGACCGCCACCGGCGACGUCCUGGCCAUCUUCCGCCAGGUCAACUGCCUCACGCCCCGAGGUCGCUACGACAUCGGCAUCUACCCCACCUUCGUCAACAUGCACGGAAAAACGUACGACUUCAAGGUGCCGAUCUCCACGAUCCAGCGAUUGUUCCUGCUGCCGCAUCGCGACGGACGGAAAACCUACUUCGUGUUGGCGCUGGAUCCGCCUAUCAAGCAGGGCAUGACGCGCUACCACUUCCUCAUCCUCAGCUUCGAGCUGGAUGAAGAUGACGAGAUGGACCUGGAGCUGCCCAUCAGCGACGAAGAACUGCAAACAAAGUAUGAGGGGCGCGUUCCGAAGGAACUCAAGGGCCAGAGCUUCGAGGUGAUGUCGAAGCUGACCAAAGGGCUGGCCAACAAAAAGCUGACUGUGCCGGGCUCUUUCCGCGGACACUCGGACACGCCAGCGAUCGCCUGUUCGUACAAGGCGGCCGCCGGCUACCUGUAUCCUCUCGAUCGCGGGUUCAUGUACAUCCACAAGCCGCCGAUCUACGUACGACUCGACGAUGUGAUCAGCGUGAACUUCGCGCGUAGUGGCGGCGGCACCAGGACCUUUGAUUUCGAGAUUCAGGUCAAGAACGACAUUAUGCACACGUUCAGCAGCAUCGAGAAGGAGGAGUACAGCAACCUGUUCACCUUCGUCCAGGACAAGAAGAUCCGGAUCAAGAGCAAGGGCGGCAUGGAGAAGGGCGCCAACUACGCAUCUGAGGAUGACGGUGCGGCCGACCCGUACCUGGAGAGGAUGAAGCGCGAGGGAGAGGAGCGGGACGAGGAUGACUCGGACGAGGACGAAUCGACGGACGACGACUUCAACCCGGACGCGGCCGGUGGCUCCGACGUCGCCGAGGAGUUCGAGAGCAACCCGGAGAGCACUGACAGCGAGGGCGGCGAGUCGGACAACUCGGAGAAGAGGGCCAAGCGGCAAAAGAAGAAGGAAAAGAAGGAGAAGAAGGAGCGAAAACGGGCGAGCAGUGCGAAAGAGAAGCCGGCCAAGAGGAAGAAGAAGGACUCGGGUGCACCCAAGCGGCCCAUGUCGGCCUACUUCUUAUGGCUGAACGAGCACCGUGAACAGAUCAAGGAGGAGAAUCCGGGCAUCUCCAUCACGGAGAUCAGCAAGAAGGCCGGCGAAAUGUGGCGUGAGCUGAAGGACAAGUCAGAGUGGGAGAAGAAGAACCAAGAGGCCAGGGCGAGGUACGAGGAGGAGAUGAAGGAAUGGAGAGCCUCUGGCGGCGGUGGUGGUGGUGGCGGCGGCGGAGGCGCCUCCAAACCCAAGAGCAGCCCGAAGAAGUCCACUGGUGGCUCGUUAGGCGGCGUCGGAUCCGGCUUCAAGAGUAAGGAGUACAUCGAGGAUUCCUCCUCCAGUGACGACGACGAGAAGCCGGCAAAGCCCAAAGCCAAGCCCGCUGCAGCCAAGGAGAAGGUGAAAACCGAGAAAAAGGAGUCUGAAGACGAUGAGGAGGAGGAAGCCGAGUCGACGCCGGCGUCGAGUGACGCUUCCGGCGGCUCGGGAGACGACAGCGACUGAAGAGGAGCUGUCUGUAUGCAUUAUCUGUCUGUAAAUUCACGCCAAUGUCUCAUGUGUAACGCCAUGUGUCCUGUAUUGUAGAGUGAGCUACAAUACACCUAUUUUCAUCGUCA